Protomyces lactucae-debilis is the source of this 839-nucleotide messenger RNA. RefSeq lists its product as uncharacterized. The record is from RefSeq and is a predicted model, not a curated record. The coding region runs from base 241 to 747 and encodes 168 amino acids. Lineage: Eukaryota; Fungi; Ascomycota; Taphrinomycetes; Taphrinales; Protomycetaceae. The transcript has a single exon.
UACUGGUCGUCUAUUAGAAUUCUAUUAACAUGUUCAUUGGGCUGAUUGAACGCAGGCCCACGUCUGAGUCUUAUAAACAAGUACAUAAGGCUCGCUUCUCAUGAUUCUCAUGAUCUCAUCUCAGUCCUGGCGGCAAACACUUUCAGAUGGCAAAUUGCGGGGUUCGCUUCACGUCAAUAAAAGAGCAUUGCUUUUGACAACAAGCUGUUACGCCGUGUCAUCGGCUCGCUGCCUGCGUUCAUGGUGUUCCUGCAUAGAACAGCAUCAUACUCUACACGGAGCAACUCCUUCAAGCACUUCACCUCGCCAAAUGAUGCGACCAGGGCCUUCUUCAAACAACGCGGUUACUACCCGGAUGGAGACAGUUGCCUGCUUCACCGGAUCCCGUGGGGUCAUCUGGACAGCUUGGGACACUUGAACAAUGCUCAGUACCUCAGUGUCAUCGAGUCGUCACGCAUACACUACUUUGAUGUGCUUGCGCAACGGCACCCGGGUUUCCCACCAUUCUUUCUGGCGCCAAAAGGGAUAUGUCCCGUUUUUCGACAAGCGAAUGUACAAUGGCGGCGUCAGCUCGUACGAAACGAUAUUGUGGGUCAAGUGUUUGGUUAUCCUGCUGACGAUAGGUUGCGGUACAGCACAAACUCACCAAAAUUGGUGCUACAUCGCUAUCGAUGGAAGCAAUCAUGGUGUUGGAGCAAAGCGCUCGAGAUGCAUUUAGCCAGGAACUACCUGAGCAGAAGAUCUUGAGCGAACAAGACAUUGCCCUCAGCUGCGAGGAAACACUUGUCCUGUACGACUUUGACAAUCACUCAAAGGCGGCCAUCCCGACUGGUACAAGU